AUGGAGUCUUCAAGCGACAGUGGUAACAUCAUAACAACAAAAGUCAUUGGGAUAGACAAAGCAAAUGAAGAGGACAACAUGGUGGAAACACCCCCAUCGAGGAGUGUCAGCCCAGUACCAGAUGAUCACAGAAACGUCAAAAAGGAAGACUUGUCAAAUGAAAAGGAAGACGAGGAGGACCAAACAAGCUCAGACCACAUUCCAGAACAAAAUGAACUCAAGCCACAGGCAAUAAUCCACGAAAACCAGUCGUUUGUUAAUGAUAAGUCAAGAGUUGGAGCUGAGUUGGAGUAUCAAGACGUAAAAAUGAAAUUUGAAGUGGCUAAGAUAGAUGGGAAAAUACUGCGAAAGAAAAACAAACUGUUAAACAAACAACUGGACCCUUUGUACACGGGGGAGAAGGAACGCGUGAUGGUUGCUUUGAAAGCCAAUGACGCGCUGAUGAACGAAAUCCACAUUGUUUAUAAAAAGAAGAGAAGGGAAAAAAUCAGUCGGAUGUUGCACUUGACACGAACAGAUUAA
Messenger RNA from Entamoeba invadens IP1, 522 nucleotides. RefSeq lists its product as hypothetical. The record is from RefSeq and is a predicted model, not a curated record. The coding region runs from base 1 to 522 and encodes 173 amino acids. The transcript is spliced from 2 exons. NCBI's taxonomy places the organism in Eukaryota, Evosea, Mastigamoebida, Endamoebidae.